UUUUAAAUUUUAGUGUUGAAAUACAUUUCCUUAUCUGAAAAAGGAGAGCGGAACAAAAGAUAAAAGAAUAAAAUAAUUUCUCCCCAAAACCCUCAUUGUCGAACUGCUUUCUUCCAAAAACCCUGACCCUAAAUCAACACUACUUCCAUUAAUCCAUUUCGAAGUUCUCAUCCAAUGAUUUAAUAUAAAAUAAAAAGAAAAAUAUGAUGUUUGCAACCAAUAAUUUCUGUAAACAUUUUGAUCUCCCUUCUGUUUCCUUCAACAAAACCCAAUUUUUUUUUUCACACAAAAAUCCCUCUUCUUCAUUUAUUUGUUAUAAAAGGUUUGAGCUUCCAUUAAAAGGUCCCAACUUUUGCUCUAUUAACACCUUCCUUAAUCUAUCUAAUCCCAGAAAAACCUUUAUAUUUAAAACCCAUUGCAGUUCUGAUUCCAAAUUAGCAUCAACUGAAGAGAAUCAAGCUGAUGAAGUUGAAGAAGAUGAAGCAUUUAAGUUGUUUGAGAAAUUGAGGGAUGCAGAAAAGGAAAGGGUAAAGAAACAGGAAGAGUUAGAAAACAAAGCAAAUGUGCAAUUAGAGAGGCAGCUUGUAAUGGCCUCUGAAUGGAGCCGAAAGUUGUUGACUCUGCGUGGGAAGUUGAAAGGAACUGAGUGGGAUCCCGAGAACUCACAUAAGAUUGACUAUAGUGAAUUUUUACGCCUCCUAAACUCAAAGAAUGUCAAAUAUAUGGAGUACUCAAAUUUCGGUCAGACUGUGUCAGUGAUAUUGCCUUACUACAAAGAUGGAGAACAAUCCGAAGGAAACACGAAAAAGGAAGUUAUCUUCAAGCGUCACAUAGUUGACCGAAUGCCAAUUGACUGUUGGAAUGAUGUUUGGCAUAAGUUGCAUCAACAAUUGGUGAAUGUCGAUGUAAUUAAUGUGAACAGUGUGCCUGCACAAGUAUAUUCUUCCGUUGCAACGGCUGUUAUAUGGUCUAUGAGACUAGCCCUUGCCAUCGUAUUUUAUCUUUGGAUAGAUGGUAUAAUGAAGCCAAUUUACGCGAAGCUAAUCCCUUGUGAUUUGGGUAAACCUAGCAAAAAGACAAGGCAACCUCUUAAGCGCCGUGCAUUAGGUUCGUUGGGGAAGAGUCGGGCAAAAUUCAUCUCUGCAGAAGAAAAAACAGGAAUUACAUUCGAUGAUUUUGCUGGCCAAGAGUAUAUAAAACGAGAAUUGCAAGAGAUUGUGCGGAUCCUGAAAAACGAAGAAGAGUUUCAAAAUAAAGGAAUUUAUUGCCCUAAGGGCGUGUUGCUAUAUGGUCCGCCAGGAACGGGUAAAACAUUAUUAGCUAAAGCCAUUGCCGGAGAAGCAGGGCUUCCUUUCUUUGCUGCAAACGGGACUGAUUUUGUCGAGAUGUUUGUCGGUGUAGCAGCAUCUCGGGUGAAGGAUCUUUUUGCUAGUGCAAGAUCGUUUUCACCUUCUAUCAUCUUUAUCGAUGAGAUAGAUGCUAUCGGUAGCAAACGUGGUGGUCCUGAUAUUGGAGGUGGUGGGGCUGAAAGAGAACAAGGUUUGCUUCAAAUAUUAACCGAAAUGGACGGGUUCAAAGUUUCUACGUCAGAUGUGCUGGUAAUCGGAGCAACCAACAGACUAGAUAUUCUUGAUCCGGCCCUACUGAGAAAAGGAAGAUUCGACAAGAUUAUAAGAGUCGGGUUGCCCUCCAAAGACGGCAGGUUCGCCAUUUUGAAGGUACAUGCAAGAAACAAGUUUUUCCGUUCAGAGGAGGAAAAAGAAGUUCUAUUGCAGGAAAUAGCUGAACUUACCGAAGAUUUUACUGGAGCCGAACUACAGAAUAUUCUCAAUGAAGCUGGGAUUUUGACGGCUAGGAAAGAUCAAGACUAUAUUGGCCGAGAAGAACUGUUGGAAGCCUUGAAAAGGCAACAGGGCACAUUCGAAACUGGAAUAGAAGAUACGAAGGAGAUUCCCGAGGAACUGAAAUUGAGAUUAGCAUACAGAGAAGCAGCUAUUGCGGUCUUAGCUUGCUAUUUUCCCGACCCUUAUCGUCCUUUUGUUGAAACCAACAUUAAGUCUGUCCAAAGCCAGCCUAGUAUGCGUUAUGCAGAUGUUUCAGGUCGGGUUUUCAUGAAAAAAUCGGAUUAUAUAAACUCCAUUGUUCGAGCUUGUGCACCGAGGGUCAUUGAGGAGGAAAUUUUUGGGAUCGACAAUUUGUGCUGGAUCUCGUCCACAGCUACUCUUCAAGCGUCAAGAUUAGCUGAAUUCCUGAUUCUUCAAACAGGGAUGACGGCUUUUGGAAAAGCAUAUUACAGGAAUCAGCGGGAUCUUGUCCCGAAUCUUGCUCCCAAACUUGAAGCACUUAGAGAAGAAUACAUGCGUUUUGCGGUUGAGAAAUGUUCAUCGGUUUUGAGAGAACACUCUGCCGCUGUAGAGACGAUAACAGACGAACUUCUUAAUAAAGGAGAGAUUAACGCAGCGGAAAUUUGGAAAAUUUACGAAUCUUCUCCUCGAAUAUCUCAACCGGAUGUAGAUCCUGUUGAUGAAUACGGUGCUUUGAUAUAUGCCGGGAGAUGGGGUAUACAUGGAAUCAGUUGUCCCGGAAGGGUUACCUUUGCACCCGGUAAUGUAGGAUUUUCGACCUUUGGGGCACCUCGUCCCAUGGAAACGCAAAUUAUUAGUGAUGAAACAUGGAAGCUAGUAGAUGAUAUCUGGGAUAAAAGAGUUGAGGAGAUUAGAAACGAAAAUUUUAAGGAAGUCGAGGACGAAAAAGAGAGGCCCGAGCUCUUAAUGGCUAGUCACUUCCUAUAAUAUCAUGAAUCGCUAGUGAAAGACUUAUCAGUUGACUAGUGUCGCUUGUUUGCUCAUAAGAAUUCGCCAGUACGAGGCAUCAAACGUAGAUGCAGUGGAUGGUGAUUGAAGAUCCGUUUUUCGUGCAUCGACUGUUUCCGACGCAUGAGUAUGAUGAAUAAGAAGCUGCAUAUUGAGGCAAGUUUAGGCUCCCUGACCCUUGAAUUAUUUGUCUGUACUUCUAUUUUUGGGGCGGUGUUUCGUGUUCAUAAGUCGGAAUUCGGAAUAUACAUACUUGCAUUCAUUAUCAAAUUUUUGCUGUAACUUCCAUGAGCUUAAUACAUACUUUUUUGUGCUC
Molecule: messenger RNA, 3129 nt
Organism: Amaranthus tricolor (Joseph's coat)
Lineage: Eukaryota; Viridiplantae; Streptophyta; Magnoliopsida; Caryophyllales; Amaranthaceae
Product: probable inactive ATP-dependent zinc metalloprotease FTSHI 4, chloroplastic
Exons: 3
Coding region: 204-2792 (862 amino acids)
Biological process (GO): proteolysis
Cellular component (GO): chloroplast thylakoid
Molecular function (GO): ATP-dependent peptidase activity; ATP binding; metalloendopeptidase activity
Source: RefSeq, a predicted model, not a curated record